AUGAAGCAUGGAUAUCUAAUUGGUGGUGAAGCUACGCGAAUAUGUACCUCUUUUGCACCAGAUUCUUUGAGUAACUUGAUUAUGGGUGAGAUGCGUCAUGGUAUUGGUCUGUCAACAAGUUCUGAUAGUGAAAUGAUCACCCAGCUACUGACUUAUACCCCUCCUCAGGAACAAGAGGACACCCCAGACUGGGUAGCAAGGAUUAAAAAUUUAAUGAAGGAAGUACCCACAGCAUACUCUCUGCUUAUAAUGCACAAACAUGUGAUUUAUGCAGUCCGAGAUCCCUACGGAAAUCGUCCUCUAUGCAUUGGUCAUCUUAUUCCUAUUUAUGAUAUAAAUGAUAAAGAAAAAAAACCAUCAGAAAUGGAAGGAUGGGUGGUGUCUUCAGAAUCUUGUAACUUUUUAUCUAUCGGUGCAAGAUAUAACUGUGAAGUCUUGCCUGGAGAAAUUGUGGAAAUAUCCAGACAUAAAGUCCAAACUCUUGACAUUAUACCAAGGUCUGAAGGAAACGCAAUGGCUUUCUGUAUCUUUGAAUAUGUUUAUUUUGCAAGACCAGAUAGUAUAUUUGAAGACCAGAUGGUUUACACAGUAAGAUAUCGUUGUGGUCAGCAGCUGGCCAUUGAAGCCCCCGUGGAUGCAGAUUUGGUCAGCACUGUCCCAGAAUCUGCUUCACCUGCUGCUCUUGGUUAUGCAACAAAGUGUGGGCUUCCAUACAUGGAGGUGCUAUGUAAAAACUGGUAUGUAGGAAGAACAUUCAUUCAGCCAAACAUGAGGUUUAAAGGAAAAAACAGGAGUUUGGGAUGA
This is a messenger RNA of Budorcas taxicolor (takin), 804 nucleotides long. Its product is annotated as amidophosphoribosyltransferase-like. Lineage: Eukaryota; Metazoa; Chordata; Mammalia; Artiodactyla; Bovidae. Gene Ontology annotation, molecular function: amidophosphoribosyltransferase activity. Gene Ontology annotation, biological process: purine nucleotide biosynthetic process. The coding region runs from base 1 to 804 and encodes 267 amino acids. The transcript has a single exon. The record is from RefSeq and is a predicted model, not a curated record.